AUGCCGCUAGAAAUAAAAAAAAAUAAUACGUUGUUUUCUUUCAUUUCUUUUUCUUUUUUUCGCAUUUUUUUUUUCUUUGGGCGGGUUCCGUAUUGGUCAGGUUGUUCUUUUAUACUUUACCGAUUACAUGUUUUCUUUUUCUUUUAUGUCUCGCUCUCUCUUUCCAUAUCUAUCUAUCUAUCUAUCUAUCUAUCUAUCUAUCUAUCUAUCUAUCUCAGCCUUUUCAUUAUCUAUCUAUCUAUCUAUCUAUCUAUCUAUCUAUCUAUCUAUGUCAGCCUUUUCAUUAUCUAUCUCUCUAUCUCAGCCUAUUUAUUAUCUAUCUAUCUAUCUAUCUAUCUAUCUAUCUAUCUAUCUAUCUAUCUAUGUGUUAUGGUCCAGGUAAGGACCCAUGACACGAUGUCAUCCUGUUCCUAUCUAUCUAUCUAUCUAUCUAUCUAUCUAUCUAUCUAUCUAUCUAUCUAUCUAUCUACAAUUUGUCGCUCGUAUUCAUUCCUCUCGAUUCUUCAUCAUACCAUUUUCUCCUCUUCACUCCUAGUAAGGAAUUUUUUACUCUUUCUUUCUUUCUUUUUUUCUUUGUUAAGUCAGUCUUUUUAUCUCAGGCUUAUAUUUCUUUCUUUCUUUUUUCUUUCUUUCUUUUUUCUUUCCUUCUUUGUUAAGUAUUUUUUCUUUCUUCCUUUCAUUCAUUCUUUCUUCCUUUCCUUCUUAAAUCAUUCUUUGUUUUUUUAUCUCGGGCUUAGAUUUCUUUCUUUCUUUCUUUCUUUCUUUUCUUUUCUUUUCUUUUCUUUUCUUUCUUUCUUAAGUAAUUCCUUUUUUAUCUCAAGCGAAUAUUUAUUUCUUAUUUCGGGAUUAGGUUUCUUUCUUUCUUUCUUUCUUUCUUUCUUUCUUUCUUUCUUUCUUUCUUUCUUUCUUUCUUUCAAGUCAUUCCUUUUUUAUCUCCAGAAAAUACUUCUUUCUUAUUUCGGGAUUAGGUUUCUUUCUUCCUUUCUUUCUUAA
Messenger RNA from Acanthosepion pharaonis, 993 nucleotides. The record is from the annotation of a GenBank genome assembly. Lineage: Eukaryota; Metazoa; Mollusca; Cephalopoda; Sepiida; Sepiidae.